Ostrinia furnacalis (Asian corn borer) is the source of this 421-nucleotide messenger RNA. RefSeq names its product neuropeptide-like 4. The coding region runs from base 17 to 319 and encodes 100 amino acids. NCBI's taxonomy places the organism in Eukaryota, Metazoa, Arthropoda, Insecta, Lepidoptera, Crambidae. The transcript has 2 exons. The record is from RefSeq and is a predicted model, not a curated record.
CGCAAACGCCGGACCGAUGCCAAGACAAUGGGGUCAUCACUGGACCCUUAUAUAUGGCCUGGACUUAGUCUCAUCAGUCAGUGUACAACCGAUAUUCACAAUACAAACAAUCAAUAUGUUCAAGCUUCUGAUCCUCGCUGCCCUGAUGGCGUUUGCCGCCGCUAAGCCCCUCGUCUACACGUACUCGGCUCCCGUGGCUGCCUACAGCGCCCCCUACGCAGCCUACACAGCCCCCGUCGCCUACAGCGCCUACUCCGCCUACUCCCCCGUCGCCUAUUCCGCUUAUUCUUACGCCGCGCCUUACUCUUACUAUAUUUAGAUGCCUCAACGCGUAUAUCAUAAUGAAGUUUAUUUAUAAUUAACGAUACUGGACCAAAUGUAGUACUUAGCUAAGAAAGUGAAUUACACUCUAUAAACCCAA